AACGGUAUAUGAGUAAAUGAUAAGAAAAUAGUGUUGAUAAAUUUUUUAGCCGGUAGUUCCAAAAUUUUGGAGUUUUUCGCGUUUGAGUAAUCGGAAAACCCAUUUUGUGUGCGCGCGGAAAAUUCUGGUGGUUGUUCGAUUCGUUGUGUGUCCGAACAUUGUUUUAGAACUUUUCUUCUGUCCUGUAAGCUUCGAAAUGGGAGUAACAAUAUUGCAGCAAUAUCCGGUGAAAGAUAAGACGGGUCCUCAAACCAUCGAGUUACUAUCCAAACGGAUUACAGCUUUAGGAGCCAAGCAAACUGGACAAUUCAUUGUUGAUUGUGAAACUCAUGUGGCAUCUUCGCCUCAAAUGGGAGGUACUCAACGUACUGUUCACGUGCUACACAACUCGGAGCAACCGGCUUCAGUGUUUUCGAUUUUGGACACCGGAACAAAAACCAUACCUGUGGUGGCUGAUACUCUAUUCGAUUUUCUUAUCGUCAAGUUGAAUACCGUGUUAGUUAAACGACAGAGGAUUGAAACCAGAGGUCCCAGAUAUGAACUUUGCGACUUUUGUAUCAAAAUUGGUAGCGUUACGAUGGGGCAGAAUUUCAAAGGUGUUUUAUUAGAGGUGGAAUAUAAACCAAGCGUAAUUCCGGGCAGUUGCUGGGAUUUUAUGAAAGAAUUUAUUCAAGGAUUUUUGGGUAACACAGCUUUAAACAUUGUCCCACAAUACCUCCAGAAUCGAAUGGAUCAAGUUUAUCAACCAAUUGACACUAUUCAACAAUACUUAGAACAUUUCAAUAUGUUUAGGAAAACUACUGGAAUUUUACAAUACCAAUGAAUUCGUAUAUUACAUUUUGUAUCAUCGGUGUUUAUAUUUUUACCUACUUCGCUUUAUUGCGAACGCUUCAUACUGAAGAAAGAGCAUUACGGUAUAAGUGGUAUAUUUGAAGAAAAAUACAAUCGUAUAAUAUAUAUUGCAAUAUUAUAACAACAUUCCUUUGAUGAAGAAUCCAUCUUCGAAUUAUAAAAAAAAAAAAAUAUAAUGGAAUGUUUUAGAGAUCUCGUUAUUACAGUAAUAUAAUGAAAAAUCUUUUAUUUAUGAUUUUUUAAAAAUCCUUUAUAGGUUAAAAUUUAAUUUUAAUCAUUCAGAGGUGUUUACUAUAAAUUUUCUACACUAUUUUUAUCUAUUUUAAGUUGAAAAUUAUGUAAAAAAGUAACAUGCGAUAAAUUCCAAUAAAUGUGGCUUUUAUUCUCGA
Molecule: messenger RNA, 1241 nt
Organism: Planococcus citri (citrus mealybug)
Lineage: Eukaryota; Metazoa; Arthropoda; Insecta; Hemiptera; Pseudococcidae
Gene: MED20
Product: Mediator complex subunit 20
Exons: 5
Coding region: 197-823 (208 amino acids)
Biological process (GO): regulation of transcription by RNA polymerase II
Cellular component (GO): mediator complex
Molecular function (GO): transcription coactivator activity
Source: RefSeq, a predicted model, not a curated record